Molecule: messenger RNA, 1184 nt
Organism: Desarmillaria tabescens
Lineage: Eukaryota; Fungi; Basidiomycota; Agaricomycetes; Agaricales; Physalacriaceae
Exons: 13
Coding region: 106-1059 (317 amino acids)
Source: RefSeq, a predicted model, not a curated record
AGCAAUAUACUGCCGAUCAUUCCGAUGUAACAUUAUCGGCUUGCUAGGAUAUGAACCCAGCGCAAUUUUGUCAAGAAAGCGCUUAGUACCCUCUCCCUUUCUUCCAUGAACAGUGAUACUGAGGACGCCAAGUUCGCUGCCUUGUACCGGGGAAAUCUGGUUCCCUUGCAUGUCAUCCUGGUCGGACUUACCUGGAUUUUACACGACUACUUUGUGACACUGGAAGAUGAGAUUUUUUAUAUCUGGCAGCAGAAACGAAACAUAGGGAAGAUGAUGUUCUUAUGGGUGCGGUAUUACAGCAUAGCGCUACUCAUCUUCGACACUCUCCAGAUUCACAUCUUCUCCAUUCCCGGAAUAACAUCUGAUAACCUAUGCGUAGCCAUUGACUCUGUCGUCCGUAUUGUCGGAGCGAUAAGCCUUUGGUCCGUAGAGAUUGUUAUGCAGUUACGUGUGUAUGCUCUGUUCAAAUGCUCGAAAAAGGUGGCCGUGGUAAAUGUAUUUCUGUUUGCGGGUUCGAUUGCUGGGUUCUUGUGGAUAUCAGCACAUAAUGCUGCAAGGCGGAAAGCUCUCAUUGCUGACGCGAUCCGCCUACCUCUUCCUGGGUGUCCGGACGUUCAUUCCGGGAUCGAAUGGGCCCAAUGGAUACCUGCCACCGCUUAUGAAGGCGUUCUAUUCAGUUUUGCGAUUUACAAGACACUUGAGUCAAUGAUGGACAAGAUGAGGAGGGGACACUCCGAUAGUCUCCAUUCCAUUCUACUUCGCGACAAUAUAUUAUACUUUCUGGGAGUAUCGUGCCUCUUGGUGUUCAACAAUCUUAUGGUUGUUGGGGUGACCAAGAUUCCCUGGUUUAGUUAUGGGCCAUUUCACGCUGCCCUGGGAGUCUUCACAACUCGCAUGCUGUUGAAUCUUCAUAAGGCCGCUUCUUCCAGCGUAGUAGCAUCAACUACCAGCUGGCGCAUUGCCACUCGUCAAGAACGUAGCCUUACUUGGCAAGCAGCUGAUCUACCCCCGCUCAGUUUUGGUUCCACCGCUGAUUCGCGUUCGACGGACAUCUCCUAAUUUGAAAUGCAGGAUAUGACGUUGGAUAUCCGAAGAGAUAACAAGUAACUCAAAUGUAUCUAUUGUAUUUCUGAUCUGCGAUAUUAUCAAAACGUUUGACAGGAUCCAAAAGUCGGAAGUAGGUU